AUCUUGCGCGUGCCCGCUUGAACUACAAGAUCCAGAAUGCAUGGCGCGGAAAGCGGUUUUCUGAUUGGUCGGCGGAGUAAGCAGGAAGUGUGCUGUUUGAUACGGAGCUAUGGCCACAGGAAGUGAUCGGCUGACUGGAGCGGGGCUGGUGGCGUUCAGUACAGUCCUCUUCAUCUAUUACACAGUGUGGGUCAUCUGCCUGCCGUUUAUUGACAGUGAUCAUGUAAUUCACUCCUAUUUCCUGCCAAGAGAGUACGCCGUGCUACUGCCCCUAGUGGCUGCUUUAAUUCUGCUUCUGCUCAUUGGUAUCUUUGUGACGUAUGUCAUGUGGAAAAGUCGGAGCCCAAAGAAGUCACAGUGACGAUGUCAAGUUUCUAAACUUUCUAAGGACAGACUUUCAAAGACAAACUGUUAUUCUCUUAUUUUGUCCGUGGCUGUGACAGCAACGCACAGGUUCAUUUAUUAGAAGGAACAGACUUCCAUCCAUCACUUUUUGGUUCCAGAUAAACUACUUUGGAAAUGUU
Messenger RNA from Rana temporaria (common frog), 524 nucleotides. It is a transcript of the gene DPM2, whose product is annotated as dolichyl-phosphate mannosyltransferase subunit 2, regulatory. The transcript is spliced from 4 exons. Gene Ontology annotation, cellular component: endoplasmic reticulum membrane; dolichol-phosphate-mannose synthase complex. Bases 110 to 361 code for a protein of 83 amino acids. The record is from RefSeq and is a predicted model, not a curated record. Gene Ontology annotation, molecular function: enzyme regulator activity. Gene Ontology annotation, biological process: GPI anchor biosynthetic process. Lineage: Eukaryota; Metazoa; Chordata; Amphibia; Anura; Ranidae.